CCUUACUUUACAGUCAGUAGUUAAAUGCUAGAGGUUUGAACAGGUGUAAUAGCAAUAAUUCAUAUCCAAUAUUUUGUUGAUAUUAUUAAUUAUCAUUGACUAAUUUAUAUUUGAUAUGGCCGAUGCCAAUUUCCAGUGUGUUCCAAUUAUUUCAGUAUCCAAUGAAUCUCGUGAUCCAUUUGCAAAAUCAAAAAAAUUAUUUCUCACUAAGUUUAAUGAUAUUCCUCAGUUUUACGUUCGCGUACCUGGUAGGGUAAAUUUAAUUGGAGAACAUAUCGAUUAUUGCGGUUAUGGGGUUUGUCCGAUGGCAUUAAAGCAAGAUAUUGUUUUAGCUGUAUCUGCAAUACAAACCGAAAAGAAACUAUUUCUCUUUAAUGUAGAUGCUAAAUACCCUAGUUUUGAGUGCGACAUAGAGAAUUUUGAGAUUAAUGUUAACGGAUCGCCAACCUGGUAUCAAUACUUUUUAUGUGGUGUAAAAGGCAUUUUGGAAACUUUACCAACCGAAACACCUCCAAGAGGUGCACAAAUCGUAGUCGAUGGUAAUGUGCCUCAAAGUGCUGGUCUGUCAAGUAGUAGCGCAUUAGUAAGUGCAGCCGCAUUAGCAAUUGCUGCAGUUUAUGAUUUAAAAAUUCCCAAGGAAAAGCUAGCUAAUUUAUGUGCUGCCUCUGAACGUUAUAUUGGUACUCAGGGCGGUGGAAUGGACCAAGCCAUUGCAUUUCUUGCUUCGGAAGGUUGUGCAAAGUAUAUAGAGUUUUGUCCACUCCGAACUACAGAUAUAAUGCUACCACGUGAAGCAGUUUUUGUCAUUGCUCAUAGUUUAGUUGAACUGAAUAAAGCUGCAACAUCCGAUUUUAAUUGUAGAGUGGUCGAAUGCCGCCUUGCUGCUCAGUUGCUAGGUAAAAUCCAAGGUCUCACCUGGCGAGAGGUUCGUACUUUGGGCGAUGUACAAAAGCAACUGGAAUUGACUCUCUCUGAUAUGGUAACAUUAGUAAAAAACUCAUUCCACGAGCAUCCUUACAGCAAAGAAGAAAUAGCCCAAACUUUGGGUGUAACUAUUGACGAUUUAGUCGACAAUUCUUUAACGCUCAAUACGUCGCACGUAAAUGACUUUAAAUUAAGGCACAGGGCUUUGCACGUUUAUGAAGAAGCAAUUCGGGUGCAAAAGUUUUGUGAUAUUUGUAAUAACAAGGAUAAGGAUUCCUUAGUUAAACUGGGACAACUGAUGAGCGAGAGUCACGAGAGUUUGAAGAAUCUGUAUGAGUGUAGCCAUCCUAAGUUGAAUAAAUUGGUUAAUCUGGUUAAAGAUGUUUGUUUCGGGGCACGAUUAACUGGAGCAGGCUGGGGUGGAUGUGUAGUAGCCUUACUAACUUCAGAAAAUGUUCAAAAAUUUAUGGACUUAUUAAAAAAUGAGUAUUACAAAGAUCUUUUGAGGAAUAAUGCCAAACCCUGGGAUGAAGUUAUAUUUGCAACUUCACCUCAUUCUGGGGCUACCAUUUAUAAAGAUUGAUAUUAAAAAAUAUACUUAUAUUUUGUAUGG
Agrilus planipennis (emerald ash borer) is the source of this 1537-nucleotide messenger RNA. Its product is annotated as N-acetylgalactosamine kinase. The record is from RefSeq and is a predicted model, not a curated record. Lineage: Eukaryota; Metazoa; Arthropoda; Insecta; Coleoptera; Buprestidae. Bases 116 to 1507 code for a protein of 463 amino acids. Gene Ontology annotation, molecular function: ATP binding; galactokinase activity. The transcript has 7 exons. Gene Ontology annotation, cellular component: cytoplasm; cytosol. Gene Ontology annotation, biological process: galactose metabolic process; carbohydrate phosphorylation.